Messenger RNA from Triticum aestivum (bread wheat), 1408 nucleotides. Its product is annotated as putative E3 ubiquitin-protein ligase SINA-like 6. Gene Ontology annotation, molecular function: zinc ion binding. NCBI's taxonomy places the organism in Eukaryota, Viridiplantae, Streptophyta, Magnoliopsida, Poales, Poaceae. The transcript is spliced from 2 exons. Bases 189 to 1157 code for a protein of 322 amino acids. The record is from RefSeq and is a predicted model, not a curated record.
UGCUGGCUCGCAAUGGCCUCUCCAGUUUUCCCCUUCCGCUGCCCUCCGCUUUGACGUCAAAUCAAUCGGCCGGUGAGCCAGCUGGGCAUCUUGUGGUAGCUGCGCUUGCUUUUACCAUCCCUCUUCUUCUCGUCCUCUUCCACCUCGCGAGCAGAGCAGUUCGCACUUGAGAGGCAGAGAGGGUGAGGAUGCAGGCUGCUAGUGCUACUUGGGAGGAAAGGAGCAGGGGCUCGCCGUCGGCCAUGGAGAAGGGCGGCGACCAGAGCGCCAGGAAGGCGAGGCUGGAGCUGGUGGUGGCCAACGGCCCUGUGAAGCGACAGAUGGUCGUGCACGAGGCGGGCGAGAUCGUGCCGGCGGAACAGGGCCCGACGAUGCAGAUCUCCGUCAAGAUGGACGUCGCCGUGCUCCACUGCCCCUUCUGCUUCCUCCCCUUCAAGCCACCCGUCUUCCAGUGCAACGGCGGCCACCUGGCCUGCGGCGACUGCCGCGGCGAGCAGCCUGGGAGCCAGUGGCAGUGCGAGAGGUGCGAGCGGGGCGGCGCCUUUGACAUCCGCAGCACGGCGAUGGAGGCCGUUGUCUCCUCGGCCAGGGUCGAGUGCCCGCACGACGGCUGCGGGAGGUACAUCACCUACCACGAGCUUGACGACCACCAGAGCGCGUGCCCGCACGCGGCCUGCAAGUGCCCGGUUCCCGGCUGCGACUUCGCCGGCCCGCCGCCCGCGCUCCUCCGCCACCUCAACACUCUCCACUCCGUGCCCGUACAUAGCGUCCAGUACCGCAAGGUGCUCCAGCUGCAGGUGCCGGUGUCUGAGCCGCGGCGCCUGCUGCUCGCAGAGGAGGACGCCCGCGCUUUCCUCGUGGUCGGCGGCGCGCUUGGCCUGGGCACGCCCCUCACCGUGUCGGUGGUGUGCAUCAGGGCGGGGGCGUCCCAAUUGCCGCUCUACGCGGCCAAGGUAUGGGUGAACGGACCACAGGCAGCGGCCAAUGGCAGGGCCGACACCGUCAGUGCGGACAUCGAGGUGACGAGCAGCAAGGAGCCUGGCGCCGUCGACAUCGAGGAUCUGACGUUCUUGACGGUGCCGUCCAAGCUACUGGCUGGGGCUGGGCCCUCCAGGACGGUGUCUCUCCACAUUCGCAUAGACAAGAUCACCUCCUAAAUGAUUCCAUGAAGCUUAGUGAUCUAAUGACCUUCUUAUGCUAAUAGUAAAUAUGAUCUAGUUUAGUUUGGUUCACUGCAGCUUGUGAACCUUGCAGCGAUUACUUCAACAUUAGACAAGUAUUUCUACUUGUUAAUUUCCAACAGUGCAAGAGGUAUUUUGUGGCUGUUGGAUGUAAGAUAUUUUGGGGUAACAAGUGAACUAAAUGUAUGCUGUUUAUAUGUGUUUAUUAAGAAAUUGCUGUAUACUUA